Messenger RNA from Trichophyton verrucosum HKI 0517, 1224 nucleotides. RefSeq lists its product as uncharacterized. Bases 1 to 1224 code for a protein of 407 amino acids. The record is from RefSeq and is a predicted model, not a curated record. Lineage: Eukaryota; Fungi; Ascomycota; Eurotiomycetes; Onygenales; Arthrodermataceae. The transcript is spliced from 3 exons.
AUGGAGGAUGGUGAUUCUUCCUCUGAUCAGCAGGGGUAUCCCUCACCCUCCUACAUGGACUAUUUCAUAGCUGGUUGUCGACGCAUUAGACCCGGCAACGAAAUCGACUGGGGAAAGGAUCCCCAGGUUGAAAGGAAUGAAGCCAAGUCCUUUGUCAAGAAGGCAUAUGAUGACGGGGUUCCUCUGUUUACUAAAAACGCUCUUCGAGAAAUCCAGAAGCAGUUGACAAGUGAUUUACAAGCCGGCCAAAAGGUGUCGAUAAAGGGUAUCGACGGGGUGACUGUGGAAUUUGACGUAAAGACCGGCGAGCUUGUGCUAUCGGGAAUCAACUCAGAAUACGUUGCGUCUCUAGCAGCCAUUUUGGCGUGUCGAUAUGGCAUUGAUAUGGGGUAUUGCACCAUGGGGAUCCGGCAUCCUGUCUUUUUACGGCACGACGUCACCAAGGAAUUCAUCAAUAUCAAGCCGACGAAGGACUAUGAUUCCGUGAAGAAGUCGUUUAUGGAUAUUCAACGAAGAUGGGAAUGCAGUGAUACCUGUCUACAGCUCCGAACAGCGCUGAAGGAUAUUAAGCUGCCCCAGGAUCUCAUAGUCAAUAAAAUUGUUGCAUUUGCAUGCGGCUCAAUUUCUGGUGACAGAAAUGGCCCUUCGGGUGCCUACCGGGCUGCAAAGUUGAGAGAAACGUCCUUGUAUCAACAUGCGAUGCUAUGCACGCUACAAGAUACCCUAAAAACGCGAAAAGGAUGCCACGAGGUCCAAUGCCUUGCACAGGAUCCUAUAUACACUAGCGUCGACUCAAAGGUCUUAGGAGAGGCUGGAAUUACCAUUGUUGAGGAUCCGGAAGGCUUCCUUCAGGUUGAUGAUACGACUGUGGUGGUUUCGUUGUAUCCCAAUGCCCCUGUCAAGCAGGUAGUGGCGGACAUUUCUCGUCCAGCUGUGAUUAUAUGGGAUGUCUUUACUCACGAUGGUGAUGGCUUAACGGAUCCAGUAUCCUCUCGUGUUGAGGCUUUCAUGCAAGGCUUUUGCCAGGCAUAUAAGUUUCCGAGUGAUGACGACAAUAUGAUGGAUUUAGCUCUUUUCACGAGGAUUGAUAUCUUGAGCAUGGCCAGUUGGAGUUCUGCCCCAGGAUUUUUUUGGGGGGUUACUCAAGGCAAGGUUCUGGAAUUCUCAGAUAACUAUAUGCCAAACAGUUUUCAAGUCACAGUGGUGACCGAGAAACCUACAUGA